Messenger RNA from Vicia faba (fava bean), 4590 nucleotides. The record is from the annotation of a GenBank genome assembly. Lineage: Eukaryota; Viridiplantae; Streptophyta; Magnoliopsida; Fabales; Fabaceae.
AUGCCUAUACCUCAAUUUCUCCAUCAAAUCUCUUCUUUAAUAGUAACCUCUUUUUCACAAUCAUCGCUUCUCCGAUUAUCCGUAUUAGAACUUGCUGCAAUAUGUGUGAAUCUCACUCUUGUUCUCUUGUUCCUCUUUGUUGUCUCGGUUAAAAAGAUUCUCGUCAAUAAGCGAAAUCGAAUAGGUAAACACAACACUACGGGAACCGAUAGUCUUGUUAUUGAUACAGAAACAACGAGUCAUGUUUCUAAUAUAACUGUUUGGUUCAAGUUAACUGUGUUGUCUUGUUUCUAUGUUUUGGUUGUGCAAGUUUUAGUGUUGGGAUUUCACUUGUGUGUUUUUAUAUGGGGUGAGACUCUACGCUGGUCGCUUCUUUUUGUGUCGGCUUCACAGGUUUUGGCUUGGUCUGUUUUGAGCUUCUCGGCUUUGAAUAGCAAGUUUAAGGGGUUAGAGAAGUUUCCAUUUUUGUUAAGAGUUUGGUGGCUUUUAUCAUUUGUUAUUUGCUUGUGUGGUUUAUAUCUUGAUGGAAGAGGGUUUUCGGUGGAGGGUUCUAAGUAUUUUUCUUCUCGUGCUGUUGCGAAUUUUGCUGUUACACCAGGACUUGCUUUUUUAGGUGUGGUUGCUGUUAGGGGUGUUACUGGUAUACAAGUUUGUAAAAACUCUGAUCUUCAAGAGCCAUUGCUUGUUGUUCAAGAAGAAGAAGAACUAGGGUGUCUUAAAGUUACUCCGUAUUGGGAUGCGGGACUUUUUAGCUUAGCCACACUUUUUUGGCUGAAUCCACUUCUUUCCCUUGGUGCAAAGAGACCACUUGAGCUUAAGGAUAUUCCACUUGUUGCACCGACUGAAAGAGCUAAGACGAGUUACAAGGUUGUGAAUUCUAAUUGGGAGAAAUUGAAGGCUGAAAAUCAAAAUCAGAAUCUAUCUAAGCAACCUUCAUUAGCUUCGGCACUUCUCAAGUCAUUUUGGAAGGAAGCAGCUUUGAAUGCUGUAUUUGCUGGCAUGACUACUUUGGUUUCGUAUGUAGGUCCAUACAUGAUAAGUUACUUUGUUGAUUUCUUGGGUGGUAUAGAGACUUUUGCUCACGAGGGUUAUAUCCUUGCUGGUAUAUUCUUUAUGGCGAAGCUUGUAGAGACGCUGACAACUAGGCAGUGGUAUCUAGGAGUGGACAUAUUAGGUAUGCAUGUUAGGUCAGCGCUAACUGCAAUGGUGUAUAGGAAGGGACUCAGACUCUCGAGCUCGGCGAAGCAAAGUCAUACAAGUGGGGAGAUUGUUAACUACAUGGCGGUUGAUGUUCAGAGGGUAGGGGAUUUUGCUUGGUACCUUCAUGACAUGUGGAUGCUACCUCUGCAAAUUGCUCUUGCUCUUGUAAUUUUGUAUAAGAAUGUUGGAAUUGCUUUUGUUGCAACAUUGAUUGCUACAAUCAUUUCCAUUGUUGUCACUAUUCCUGUGGCUAGGAUACAAGAAGAUUAUCAAGACAAGUUGAUGUCUGCUAAGGAUGAAAGGAUGAGAAAAACAUCCGAGUGUCUGAGAAAUAUGAGGAUUCUUAAGCUGCAAGCUUGGGAGGAUCGAUAUAGAAUAAGAUUGGAGGAAAUGCGUGGAGUAGAGUACAAUUGGCUAAGGAAAGCACUUUAUUCUCAGGCUUUCAUAACUUUCAUUUUUUGGAGCUCCCCUAUAUUUGUUUCGGCAGUCACAUUUGCUACUACCAUAUUUUUAGGAACUCAGUUGACUGCAGGUGGUGUUCUAUCUGCUUUAGCUACUUUCAGGAUUCUCCAAGAACCUCUCAGAAAUUUUCCUGAUUUGGUAUCAACCAUGGCUCAGACAAAGGUUUCUCUUGAUCGCAUAUCCAAUUUCCUGCAGGAUGAAGAAUUGCGGGAAGAUGCAACUAUUGUCUUGCCGCCCGGGACUUCUAACAUUGCCAUAGAAAUUAUGGAUGGUGUCUUCUGCUGGGACACUUCUUCCUCUAGGCCUACACUAACGGGAAUACAUGUGAAAGUCGAGAGGGGAAUGAGUGUAGCUGUUUGUGGCACUGUUGGUUCAGGGAAAUCAAGUUUUCUUUCUUGCAUACUUGGAGAGAUUCCCAAGCUUUCUGGUGAAGUAAGACUGUGUGGUUCUGCCGCAUAUGUUUCACAAUCAGCAUGGAUACAGUCAGGAAAUGUAGAAGAAAAUAUUUUGUUUGGGAACCCAAUGGAUAAAGCAAAGUACAAGAAUGUUAUUCACGCUUGUUCACUAAAAAAGGACCUAGAGCUUUUCUCACAUGGAGACCAAACAAUUAUUGGUGAAAGAGGUAUAAAUAUGAGCGGUGGCCAGAAGCAACGGAUUCAGCUUGCACGAGCACUUUACCAAGAUGCUGAUAUUUAUCUCCUUGAUGAUCCCUUUAGUGCACUUGAUGCCCACACUGGAUCAGAACUAUUCAGAGAGUAUGUAUUGACAGAACUAGUAGAUAAAACUGUCAUUUUUGUGACCCACCAAGUUGAAUUUCUUCCAGCUGCUGAUAUGAUACUGGUUCUUAAAGAAGGCCAGAUCAUACAGGCAGGAAAGUAUGAUGAUCUUCUACAGGCAGGAACAGAUUUUAGAACUCUAGUUUCAGCUCACCAUGAAGCAAUAGAGGCUAUGGACAUUCCUAAUCACUCUUCCUCAGAAGAUUCAGAUGAAGAUGAGUCCUUGGAUACAUCUAUUAUGACCAUGAAGAAAUCUAUUUCUUCUGUUAAUGACAUUAACAGUUUGGCGAAGGAAGUUACCGAGGGAUCUUCAGAUUCUAAAGAAAUUAAGGAAAAGAAGAAGGCAAAACGCUCGAGAAAAAAACAGCUUGUCCAGGAAGAGGAGAGGGUUAGAGGUAGAAUCAACAUGAAAAUGUACCUGUCUUACAUGUCUGCCGCAUAUAAAGGCUUAUUGAUUCCCCUCAUCGUCAUUGCACAAACACUGUUCCAGUUCCUUCAGAUUGCCAGCAAUUGGUGGAUGGCUUGGGCAAAUCCUCAGACAGAAGGAGACGAGCCCAAAGUAACUCCCAUGAAUCUUCUUCUUGUUUACAUGGCUCUUGCCUUUGGAAGCUCGUGCUUCAUAUUCGUAAGGGCCGUUCUUGUUGCUACAUUCGGUCUAGCAGCAGCGCAGAAGCUAUUUUUUAACAUGCUUAGAAGUAUCUUCCAUGCUCCAAUGUCUUUCUUUGAUUCUACACCAGCUGGAAGGAUCCUGAACCGUGUUUCAAUUGAUCAAAGUGUUGUGGACCUUGACAUUCCUUUUAGACUUGGAGGGUUUGCUUCAUCAACAAUACAGCUUAUUGGUAUUGUUGCUGUGAUGUCACAGGUUACAUGGCAAGUUUUGCUCCUAGUUGUCCCAAUGGCAAUUGGUUGUUUAUCGAUGCAGAAAUACUACAUUGCUUCCUCAAGGGAACUGGUACGUAUUGUAAGCAUCCAGAAAUCUCCAAUUAUACAACUUUUUGGUGAAUCGAUUGCUGGAGCAGCCACAAUCAGAGGUUUUGGACAAGAAAAAAGGUUCUUGAAGAGGAACCUCUAUCUUCUGGAUUGUUUUGCGCGACCAUUCUUCUGCAGUCUUGCUGCUAUUGAGUGGCUUUGCCUGCGCAUGGAAUUACUUUCAACUUGUGUAUUUGCUUUCUGCAUGUUCUCACUUGUGACCUUUCCCCGUGGAAGUAUUGACCCCAGCAUGGCUGGACUUGCUGUGACGUAUGGCCUGAAUUUAAAUGGACGCUUGUCUCGUUGGAUACUUAGCUUUUGUAAACUUGAAAACAAAAUAAUAUCUAUUGAAAGAAUCUAUCAGUACAGUCAAAUUCCUAAUGAAGCACCACAAGUUAUUGAAGAAUCUCGCCCUCCAUCCUCAUGGCCCGAGAAUGGGACAAUCCAACUAUUUGAUCUGAAGGUUCGUUACAAAGAAAAUCUUCCCUUGGUGCUUCAUGGAGUAUCCUGCAUAUUUCCUGGAGGAAAGAAGAUUGGAAUAGUUGGACGAACUGGCAGUGGCAAAUCUACUCUGAUUCAAGCAUUAUUUCGAUUGGUUGAACCAGCAAACGGGAGUAUCCUUAUAGACAACAUUGAUAUCUCAGGAAUUGGCCUUCAUGAUCUUAGGACCCAUUUGAGUAUCAUACCACAAGAUCCGACCUUAUUUGAGGGCACCAUUCGUGGCAAUCUGGAUCCUCUUGAAGAGCAUUCUGAUAAAGAGAUUUGGGAGGCACUAGAUAAGUCUCAGCUUGGAGAUAUCAUCCGUGCAAAAGGAGAAAAGCUCGAUACACCAGUGCUAGAAAAUGGUGAUAAUUGGAGUGUAGGACAACGGCAACUUGUUUCUCUUGGCCGAGCUCUGCUGAAGCAGUCAAAGAUACUUGUACUUGAUGAAGCAACAGCAUCUGUUGAUACUGCUACUGAUAAUCUUAUCCAGAAGGUUAUCCGAGAAGAGUUCAAAGACUGCACUGUUUGCACUAUUGCACAUCGUAUUCCCACUGUUAUUGACAGUGAUCUUGUCCUGGUACUCAGCGAUGGUCUAGUUGCAGAGUUUGACACUCCAGCGCGGCUAUUAGAAGACAAGUCAUCCAUGUUUUUGAAGUUGGUGACUGAAUAUUCAUCGCGAUCAAAUGGCACGGAUCUUUAA